Messenger RNA from Paramisgurnus dabryanus, 3253 nucleotides. It is a transcript of the gene brd8a, whose product is annotated as bromodomain containing 8a. Lineage: Eukaryota; Metazoa; Chordata; Actinopteri; Cypriniformes; Cobitidae. Gene Ontology annotation, molecular function: protein binding. The record is from RefSeq and is a predicted model, not a curated record. Gene Ontology annotation, cellular component: NuA4 histone acetyltransferase complex.
CGCGCGUUUACAUUUAAUAGCCAGACACUUGUCAUGCCAAAGAAGCAAUAGAAACAGUCCAGUCAUGACAAAAUGGCGAGCGGAGUUGGAAAACAUAAAUUGCUGCUGGGCCCAACAGAACCUUGGUCAAUUAGAGAAAAGCUUUGCCUUGCCUCCUCUGUCAUGAAGAGUGGAGACCAAAACUGGGUGUCUGUGAGCCGAGCCAUUAAGCCAUUUGCCGAACCCGGACGACCACCUGACUGGUUCUCACAGAAGCAUUGUGCAUCCCAAUACUCUGAGCUCCUGGAGACAACUGAGGCCCCAAAGAGAAAGCGAGGUGAGAAAGGGGAGGUGGUUGAGACGGUGGAGGACGUGAUCGUCCGCAGGCUGACAGCAGAGAGAAUAGAAGAGUUAAAACGACUGAUCAAAGAGACCCAAGAGAAGCACAGGAAACUGAAGAGAGAAGCUGAGCUCAUCCAGGCGGGUCACCUGGACACCAAACUUGAGGAGCUAUGGGAGCAAAUUAUACGGAACAGAAAACAAGAGGAAGAGGAAGCUGAUGUGAAGAGAAAGGCAACAGAUGCAGCAUACCAGGCCAGACAGGCACUGAAGAACACUCCUAAACGUGUGCCCUGUGUGACUCUACGCUCCCCCUCUGGGUCCUGCUCUCCCAGCCUAGAUUUUCCCAUUGGAGAGUCGUCUGAAGAUGCCAGCACCACUGGGGCAGGGUUGACCGUUUUUGUGCCCCUGGCGGAGCUGGCAGGCCCUGGAGUGGUAGAGUCGAGUUUAGGUUCACUUCUAGAUGAAUCAACACAGAAGAAGCUUUUGGGGCAGAAAAUCACACCGCCCCCUUCCCCGCUCCUCUCAGAACUGCUGAAGAAAGGCAGUCUUCUGCCCACCAGCCCUAGACUGGCAGUUGAGGGAGAAGCUUUAUCUAGCCAGCUUACAGCGUCUCAAGAUGUUCAGAUGACGUCUUCAAUACCAGCCUCUCAGGCCGCUACAGGUGCUCCCACAUUGUCUCGUCUGCUGGAAGCUGGCCCCACCCAGUUUCCCUCUCAGUUGAGCUCAAUGGCCGCUGCAGACUCCACUCCCAGCACUACUGACACUGCUGUCCCGCUCAUUACAGGAGGUGAUGGAGCACCAGUAGAUAAUAAGGAAGCAGUUUUAGGGGAAGAUGACCUGGUGACUGUGUCUUAUAUGGGAGAGGAGUUGGACUUGGAGACAGUCGGGGACAUUAUAGCUAUUAUUGAGGAAAAGGGAAAUGAGAAUGUAGAGGCGCUGGAUGCCGCAGCAGUGGAAGCUGCUUUGUCCUUGUGUGAGGAUACGGGUCACAACCUGACAGGGCCCUGGGAACCCAGUACCUUCAGGCCCAUUGGUCCUGAGCCGCCCGGCACUACAGAUGACCUAGACCCAAAUCCUCUGCACCUGUUAGAAGGGAAGAGAGAGGAUCCUGACACAUGUGGUUCAAGCAUUGGCUGCGGAGCACAGGUGUAUCCGACUCCCUCCUUCACAGUACCUCAAGACACCGUCCCGACACACACAGAAUCAGACAACCCCAGAUCAGAAUACACUGACAAGGCUAAAGAGGAAAGAUCAGAACCGGUGCAUGCUGUGAUUAAACGUGAGAGUGAUGAGUGGACACAGUCUCAAUCCGAUACACAGUCAGAAGAUGAUCCCGCGGUAAAACAGCACUCAAAGGAAGUGAAAGAGGAGGAGGAGGAGGCUGUAAGCGAUACAGAAGAGAGCAGCGUGAUGGAGAUAAAAGCCGGACUAGAUGGGGACGGAGCAGAGGAUUGUGGGGGAGACGAGGAUGGAGAGGGAGUUUAUCUGUCUGAGGCUGAAGGGGAAACAGAGUUGGACCCUCCAGCCAGUGAGAGCGAGGACGGCUACAGCAUGCACACUGCAUCCUCUUCCCUACAGCUUCACACCACAGCCGACUCAAUUCCAAGCAGCCCUGCUUCCUCACAGUUCUCUAUCUGCAGUGAAGAUCAAGAAGCCAUUCAGGCUCAGAAGAUCUGGAAGAAAUCCAUUAUGCUGGUGUGGCGAGCAGCAGCCAAUCACAGGUAUGCAAAUGUCUUCCUGCAACCGGUGACAGAUGACAUUGCCCCGGGUUAUCACAGUAUUGUUCAUAGGCCAAUGGAUUUGUCCACCAUCAAGAAGAACAUAGAGAACGGUCUGAUCCGCACCACAGCCGAGUUUCAGCGUGAUAUCAUGCUGAUGUUCCAGAACGCUGUGAUGUACAACAGCUCCGAUCACGACGUGUUUCACAUGGCCGUGGAGAUGCAGAGGGACGUGCUGGAGCAGAUUCAGCAGUUUCUGGCCACGCAGCUGAUCAUGCAGACGUCAGAGUCAGGCAUCAGUGCCAAGAGCCUGCGCGGGAGAGAGGCCAGCCGUAAACAGGACCCUAAUGACAAGGACUGUGUUCCCAUGGCCUCUCCUGCAUUUCUUCUCUCUCUCUUUGAUGGGGGCACCAGGGGGCGACGCUGCGCUAUAGAAGCAGACCUGAAGAUGAAGAAAUGAACAGGACUGACCAAUGGGUGGAUUCAUAAAAUACCUAGCAAAUGACUGAGAGUGAUAAAAACACAAUUUGCCUGAACCAUACCAGGCAUGUUUCAAGGGUCUGACUGGAGUCAUGGGAUGGGACUGCCUCAUUAUAUGAGUGUGUAUAUAUGUCUGUCCUUAUGUAUUUGUUGUAAGGUGUUACCAGUUUUUUUUUUGUAUGAAUAGUGCCUUUAUAGGUGUCGAUGGAUGGAGAAAAAACCUGUGACAAAUGGCAGGUUGAUUAAAAUUCAAAGGCCUUAUUACAGGGUUGACAACAAGAUCCAUACAGUAUUUUACUGAUACAGUACUGUGCACAAGUUUUAGGCACAUCAGAUGCUUCACCAAAUUGUUUGGUUUUUAAAUCUUUUAAUUUAUAGAUUUGUGUGUCAAAAGAAGAAAUUAAUAUAAAUGUAUAGCCAUUGACAAUUAAGUAAGAUUCUUACAGACAAUAUAGCCAACACAUGAAAGAUUACAGAGACCUAGCAUAUGAUUCAUGUUUUAUUUUAUCGGCACACUCAAUCCAAACAAAACUUUCAACAGUUCAGGUACUGCAUGGAACAAAAUCACAAUACCACCACCGGCACAAACUCCACAUCGCUCUCUUUAAACAUUUCAUCCCACAUCAGGACGUCUUCUGAACAUCUCAACAUUCAUGCUCAGUUUGUGCUGAAGUUCAGCAUGUUGUACUAGUGUUCAGUAACAUGAGGUAAAACAUUAAAUCUACUUCAAAACA